Cokeromyces recurvatus is the source of this 2202-nucleotide messenger RNA. Its product is annotated as heat shock 70 kDa protein. The transcript is spliced from 2 exons. Bases 20 to 1999 code for a protein of 659 amino acids. Gene Ontology annotation, biological process: endoplasmic reticulum unfolded protein response; cellular response to unfolded protein; protein refolding. The record is from RefSeq and is a predicted model, not a curated record. Gene Ontology annotation, molecular function: ATP binding; ATP-dependent protein folding chaperone; ATP hydrolysis activity. Gene Ontology annotation, cellular component: endoplasmic reticulum lumen; cytoplasm; membrane. Lineage: Eukaryota; Fungi; Mucoromycota; Mucoromycetes; Mucorales; Mucoraceae.
CAAUUCUUAAGACUAUAUAAUGAUGCAAAAACAGGCCACAUUAUUGGCCCUUUUCGCCAUUAUCUUUUCAUUAUUCAUUAGUACACCUUUUGUUAAUGCUGCUGAAGAUAAAGAAUCUUAUGGAACUGUAAUUGGUAUUGAUUUGGGUACAACUUAUUCUUGUGUUGCUGUCCAAAAGAAUGGACGUGUUGAAAUUAUUGCUAAUGAUCAAGGUCACCGUAUUACUCCUUCCUAUGUUGCUUUCACUGAUGACGAACGUUUGAUUGGUGAUGCUGCUAAGAAUCAAUAUUCCGCUAAUCCUCAACGUACUGUUUUCGAUGCUAAGCGUCUUAUUGGUCGUCGUUUUAAUGAUAAGGAAGUUAAGCAAGAUAUGAAGCAUUUCCCUUUCACAAUUGUCAGCAAAAAUGGUGCUCCUAAUAUUAAGGUUGCCGUCAAGGGUGAAGAUAAGAUUUUCACUCCUGAAGAAAUUUCCGGUAUGGUUUUGACAAAGAUGAAGGAAACUGCUGAAGCUUAUCUCGGUAAGCCUGUUACUCAUGCUGUUGUUACUGUUCCCGCCUAUUUCAAUGAUGCUCAACGUCAAGCUACAAAGGAUGCUGGUACUAUUGCUGGCCUUAACAUCAUUCGUAUUCUUAAUGAACCUACUGCCGCUGCUAUUGCCUAUGGUUUGGAUAAAACUGAUGGUGAAAAGAAUGUCCUUGUUUAUGACUUGGGUGGUGGUACUUUUGAUGUUUCUCUUUUGUCUAUUGAUGAUGGUAUCUUUGAAGUCUUGGCUACUGCCGGUGAUACCCACUUGGGUGGUGAAGAUUUCGAUGCUCGUGUCAUUGAUCACUUUAUUAAGGUUUGGAAGAAGAAGAAUGAUGGUGAAGAUAUUACUCGUGACCUUAAGGCUAUGAGUAAGCUUAAGCGUGAAGUUGAGAAUGCUAAACGUGCUCUCUCUUCUCAAAUGUCUGUUCGUAUUGAAAUUGAAUCCUUCUAUAAGGGUAAGGACUUCUCUGAAACUUUAACUCGUGCCAAGUUUGAAGAACUUAACAAUGACUUGUUCCGUAAGACUUUGAAGCCUGUUGAACAAGUUCUUAAGGAUGCUGGUUUUACUAAGGAUAAGGUUGAUGAAAUUGUUCUUGUUGGUGGUUCUACUCGUAUUCCUAAGGUUCAAAAACUUCUUGAAGAUUACUUCAAUGGUAAGAAGCCUUCUAAGGGUAUUAAUCCUGAUGAAGCUGUUGCUUAUGGUGCUGCUGUUCAAGGUGGUAUCCUUUCUGGUGAGGAAUCUUCUGAUAAAGUCUUGUUGUUGGAUGUUAAUCCUUUGACUCUUGGUAUUGAAACCACUGGUGGUGUCAUGACCAAGCUUAUCCCUCGUAACACUGUUAUUCCUACCAAGAAGUCUCAAAUCUUCUCUACUGCUGCUGAUAAUCAGCCUACCGUUUUAAUUCAAGUUUAUGAAGGUGAACGUGCUUUAACUAAAGACAACAACCUCCUUGGUAAAUUUGAAUUGACAGGUAUUGCUCCUGCUCCCCGUGGUGUUCCUCAAAUUGAAGUUACUUUCGAAAUUGAUGCCAAUGGUAUCUUAAAGGUCAGCGCUGCUGAUAAGGCUUCUGGUAAAUCUGAGUCUAUCACUAUUACCAACGAUAAGGGUCGUCUUUCUGAAGAAGACAUUGAACGUAUGGUUAGAGAAGCUGAAGAAUUUGCCGAAGAAGAUAAGGCAGUUCGUGAACGUACUGAAGCCAAGAACAAGUUGGAAAACUACAUUUACACUGUUAAGAGUCAAUUAAGUGAUGAUGGUGUUCUUGCUACCAAGAUUUCCGCCGAGGAUAAGGAAGCUAUUGAAGAUGCCAUUAAGGAUAAACUUGCUUGGAUUGAUGAAAACCCCACUGCUCUUCGUGAAGAUUUUGAUGAAAAGCGUGAAGAAUUAGAAUCAGUUAUUAACCCUAUCACUACAAAGUUAUAUGCUGAUGGUUCUUCUAGCACUGAUGAUGAACCUUUAAGAGAACAUGAUGAAUUGUAAAUUGAUUAUACACCGUUUUAUUUUUAGUUUUAUAUACUAUAUCAUUUACAUACAUUUUCAUUCUUUAAAUAAUAAUCCCCUUUCAUAAUAUAUAUAUAAAUAUAAAAGAAAUGUUAAAAUUAGUUUAAGCUUUGAUAACCUUUUAUAUACAUUUAUUUAUCCAUAAAAUAAAAAAAAACUUGUUGAUUUUUAUUACUACCAAU